Molecule: messenger RNA, 8118 nt
Organism: Mesoplodon densirostris (Blainville's beaked whale)
Lineage: Eukaryota; Metazoa; Chordata; Mammalia; Artiodactyla; Ziphiidae
Gene: STRN
Product: striatin
Exons: 18
Coding region: 156-2498 (780 amino acids)
Cellular component (GO): dendrite
Molecular function (GO): protein-containing complex binding; armadillo repeat domain binding; protein phosphatase 2A binding
Source: RefSeq, a predicted model, not a curated record
GUCCCGGGCUCGGUCGGCCCCCGCGCCCAGGCGGCUGCUCCCUGCUGACUGGGGUGUGGGCGGGGAGCGGCGGAGGGAGGAGGAGGCGCUGCUGGCCGCUGCAGUUGCCUCCGCUGCUGGGCGCCUGGGCAGCUCCCCCGGUUCCCGCGGCCGCCAUGGACGAGCAAGCGGGUCCCGGCGUCUUCUUCAGCAACAACCACCCGGGUGCCGGCGGUGCCAAGGGUCUCGGGCCUCUGGCGGAGGCUGCCGCGGCCGGCGACGGGGCGGCUGCGGCGGGGGCGGCCCGAGCCCAGUACAGUCUCCCGGGGAUCCUGCACUUCCUGCAGCACGAGUGGGCCCGCUUCGAGGUCGAGAGAGCCCAGUGGGAAGUGGAGCGGGCGGAGCUGCAGGCUCAGAUUGCCUUCCUUCAGGGGGAAAGGAAAGGUCAAGAAAAUUUGAAGAAGGAUCUUGUGAGGAGGAUCAAGAUGCUGGAGUAUGCUCUUAAACAGGAAAGAGCUAAAUACCACAAGUUGAAAUAUGGAACAGAAUUGAAUCAGGGAGAUAUGAAGCCUCCAAGCUAUGACUCUGAUGAAGGUAAUGAAACAGAGGUGCAGCCACAGCAAAACAGCCAGUUAAUGUGGAAACAAGGUCGACAACUACUCAGACAGUAUCUACAGGAGGUGGGUUACACAGAUACUAUUCUAGAUGUGAAAUCCAAACGAGUGCGAGCUUUGUUGGGCUUUUCAAGUGAUGUCACUGACAGGGAAGAUGACAAAAAUCAGGACUCAGUUAUAAAUGGCACAGAGGCUGAAGUUAAAGAGACAGCAAUGAUUGGAAAAUCUGAGUUAACAGAUUCUGCCUCCGUGCUGGAUAAUUUUAAAUUCCUUGAAAGUGCAGCUGCAGAUUUCAGUGAUGAAGAUGAAGAUGAUGACAUUGAUGGAAGAGAGAAAAGCAUCAUUGAUACUUCAACGAUUGUUAGGAAAAAAGUAUUGCCUGAUAGCAGUGAAGAUCGAGAUACAAAAGAAGCUCUAAAGGAGUUUGACUUUUUGGUUACAUCAGAAGAAGGAGACAAUGAAUCCAGAAGUGCAGGCGAUGGAACAGACUGGGAAAAGGAAGACCAGUGUCUCAUGCCUGAAGCUUGGAAUGUGGACCAGGGAGUAAUUACCAAACUCAAGGAACAAUACAAAAAGGAGAGAAAGGGGAAAAAGGGGGUGAAGAGGCCCAAUAGGUCAAAACUGCAAGAUAUGCUUGCUAAUUUGAGAGAUGUUGAUGAACUUCCCUCAUUGCAGCCAUCUGUGGGUUCACCUUCCAGACCCAGCAGCUCCAGGCUUCCUGAACAUGAAAUAAAUAGGGCAGAUGAAGUGGAAGCAUUGACGUUUCCUCCUUCUUCUGGGAAGUCAUUCAUCAUGGGAGCAGAUGAAGCCCUUGAAAGUGAACUGGGACUUGGAGAAUUGGCAGGCCUUACAGUGGCCAAUGAAGCAGACUCAUUAACUUAUGAUAUAGCAAACAAUAAAGAUGCAUUGAGGAAGACAUGGAACCCUAAGUUUACAUUAAGAAGUCACUUUGAUGGCAUUAGAGCCCUUGCUUUCCACCCCAUUGAGCCUGUUUUGAUAACAGCAUCAGAGGAUCACACGUUAAAAAUGUGGAAUUUGCAGAAAACAGCCCCAGCCAAAAAGAGCACUUCUCUUGAUGUGGAGCCUAUCUAUACAUUCAGAGCUCAUAAAGGUCCAGUGCUUUGUGUGGUAAUGAGCAGCAAUGGUGAGCAGUGCUAUAGUGGCGGGACUGACGGACUGAUCCAGGGCUGGAACACCACCAACCCCAACAUCGAUCCCUAUGACUCUUACGAUCCUUCUGUUUUAAGAGGCCCUCUCCUAGGCCACACCGAUGCAGUCUGGGGUUUGGCUUACAGCGCAGCACACCAGCGUUUGUUGUCCUGUUCAGCAGAUGGCACUCUCCGUUUAUGGAAUACAACCGAGGCUGCUCCAGCCCUGAGUGUAUUUAAUGAUAAUCAAGAAUUGGGAAUCCCUGCCUCUGUGGAUCUAGUGAGCAGUGACCCGAGCCAUAUGGUAGCAUCAUUCAGCAAAGGAUACACAAGCAUCUUUAACAUGGAAACACAACAACGCAUUCUCACUUUAGAAUCCAACCUAGAUUCAACAGCCAACUCUUCCUGCCAAAUAAAUAGAGUCAUCAGUCAUCCCACUCUUCCCAUCAGCAUCACUGCUCAUGAAGACAGGCAUAUCAAAUUCUACGAUAACAAUACAGGCAAACUGAUCCACUCGAUGGUAGCCCACCUAGAAGCUGUUACAAGUUUAGCAGUUGAUCCAAAUGGCCUGUACUUAAUGUCUGGCAGUCAUGACUGUUCAAUACGUUUAUGGAACCUAGAAAGUAAAACGUGUAUCCAAGAGUUCACAGCUCAUCGGAAAAAGUUUGAAGAAUCAAUCCAUGAUGUAGCUUUCCACCCAUCCAAAUGCUAUAUAGCCAGUGCUGGGGCUGAUGCACUGGCUAAAGUCUUUGUAUGACACAAUGCAUCAUCUUCACCUUCUAGCUCUUUAUAAAUAAUCAACUGCACAAAAGAGAUACAGAAGACCGGGGCAAGAGUCAACCCAUCCAGCCCUUUUGUUCUGCUGAAGGAGCACAGAGAACGUUUGUUAAAGUAUAGUUUUGCAAUUCGUUUUCUAAAACUAAGGUUUGUUCAGGUUGCUGCAAGCUCAGCUGAAUCUGUGAGCCUGAAAACUUUAAAAUUUUUCCCAAAAUAGGAGCUUUUAUUUCUGAGGUUGUUCUAAUUCGCUAGGCAGGCCUGAGCGAAGAACAUAGGUUUAGCUUGCCCCUAUUGAGUAAAUAGGGCACAUUAUAAGGGAUAACUAAAAAGGUUGAUGGCUGGGAAUGAGUAGAGGAAGAAUGGAAAUUUAGACCUAGUUCUCCCCUGAGAAAUCUUGUUAAACAUAUUAGGUAGACAAAACAGUAAUCUUUAUCAUAUAUGCUGUACUAACCCCUAUGUGCAUAAUGACCAGGCAGUGUUAAGAUGCGUUUUUAAUUUAGCUCUCCUUUCAACUGUUCUCAUAAAGCACCUGGCAAAACAUUUUACCUAUUAGAGGGAAAAAAAGAAAUGCAAUAACAUGUUAAAUAUAUUAUUAUUCAGAAAUGCUAAACAAAUAUUUAGUUUUUAAGCAGAUUUCUAUAUUGUAUUACAUUUUUGAAAAUAGAUUUGGUACCAUUCUAAAGUUUAGCUGUCAAAAACACUCACCAUUAUGAAGAAUAGUUGAUAGAGUCUGCUUUUACUAAAGGAUUUAACUUAUUCAGGUUUAAGAUUCUGUUUAUUUUUAAUGGCAAGCAGGUCAUAUCUUUAUAAUAAUUUCUGUUAAUUUUAAAAUUCAUUUCAUUCAUGUGAUGUUUAUAGUACCAGAGUGAUUAUUUCCUAUCAAUGAAAUCUUACUUUCAGUGGUUGAAAAGCUGGAAGUUAUUUGCAAGUACUUAUUUAUCAAAACCCACAUAACCAUGCUUCAGAUGAUCUCUACUCUUUGUCUCUUAUAUUCAAAUUAUCUGACACCUACCAAAAAUAGUUCAUAAUUAUGUUUUAAUAGGCCAAAGGAUAUGGUUAACCUUAGGCAGCUGCUUUUGCAGAAGUACUAAAUAAAGCAAAUGUUUUGUGCCUCAGGAAUUCCCUUAUUAAUAUCUCCAAAGAGAAGAACCUCUUGGAAAUCUGGAUGGAAUAGUUUGGUGUAUAAUAUUGGCUAAAGGGUUCUCUAUUUCUUUCCCUCUCCCUACCCCACCUCCAGUGUCUAACUGGAAUACACAGCAUGUUUUAAUAGGCAGUGAAUCAGUACUGUUUCUGGGGAAAACCAUUCUUGAAGGACCAGGGUUCCCUGAGCGCACCUUACCUAUGACCCACAUAUGGUCAACUCGUGGGAUUUCCAUGACCCCACUGGACCCAGUAUAUACACCUCAUCCCUACAACUGUCUCAACUCUCCUCACACUCCUUCUUAUUUGCCCAAAAUGUCAGAGACCAAUCUGGAAAUUAGAUAUAAGUUACUAAUACCCAAAUUUUCAGCAAAAUGUAUUUUUAAUAGGCUCUCAGCCUUUAAAAAAGUCCAUAUCCAUAAAUAUUUUAACCUUUUAAUAUAAUUCCUACAUUCCUAUGCCCUUGUAUUCCAUUAGCAUAACAAUGUCACUUCUGAUAAUAUGUACAUCUACUCCCUGAAGAAGUAUUAUCACGAUAGUGUCAAUAUUAAUCGACAGUUUUUCUUCAAAAUUUCUGCUUAUCUGCCUCUGGAAUUCUGUAGUAUACAGGCAAGUUUUCUUUAAAGACCUGUGUUAAAUUUGCCUAAUUGAUAUACAGAUAUGCUUUAAUAUUUUGACACAGCUACCUUGUCAUUUCAUCUGUGCUUUGGUUCACAGUGGGCUCAAGGGACUCCUUUGUGUAUUCAAAUGAUUUGACCUGGAUAUGAGCUACCAGUUAAAUGUUUAUAUUCCCAUGCAGGUAUAGAAUUCCACAUUGUGUUUGGUGAAUUCCUCUUUUGAUUGUUCACAAAGUAAAUAAAUGAUGUUGCUGACCUAACAUUUGUAGAAGGAUACUGGAAAAUUCCAGUCAGGUGCUCUUAAUUGGCCUAUUUGUGAUGGAUGACUACAGGCUAUUGUUCUACCAAUUAUUGCUUUAAUUACUUUCCAAGGUCUGCAGUGCCUGUCACUGGAAUUCUCAAAACCAAACCACUCUCUUCACCUGCGUUUUAUGCCGCAUGGUUGAAAUGCAUUUUUCUGUUAGUAAGUAGAAAACAACCAUGAGAUAUGUAGACUAUAGUGCAAAUGAUGGAACUGUUGAAAGUUCCUUAGAAAUCCAGUGCUGUGCUCUUGGAGAUUGUCCCCAGAAACAGAGAUUCUUCUCCACUAGCACUGUUAUGAUCUCAGUGUAGAAAUGAGCCAAAGCUGUCUUCCAACCAGAUAGAAGCAUAUAUAUGUGUCUGAUUUUUCCCUCAGCUUAUCAAAAAUUCAAUGAAAAUUGACAAAAUGAACAAACACCAGAUUUGAACAGUCACUGAAAUGCUGUCAUAGUGCUUCAUUUGUAAAUAUUUUGUAUGAAAUGUAUUGGAAUAAUAUGGAAAUCAGCAGGAGAUGUGGGUCCCUGCCUUAUCUUCACAUGCUAUGGAUACAUCUCUGGGAGCUUGCAGCACCCUUCUCAAAACUCAGCUGUCAUAUGGAGCUCGUUUGCUACUUGAACCAUAGACAGAUAUUUAACAUAAGUGAUAUAAUGACCUUCAGUAUUUUUCUAUUGAACAAGUUUAGCAAUUUUUGCCAUUAAACAGAUAAUUAGUUAUGCAAAGUAUUUAGCUUUUAUAAUCAUUUUAGUUAUGACUAAAAGGGGGGAAAUUGAGCUGCAUCACUGAUAACAAACUUUGUGAGAAAUUUUUUGUUUAUCUGACUUUCAUUCCUUCAGUAUUCUUGCUAUAAAUUUCUUUUGGAGAUAAUGAUGAAGAUUUAUUUGAAAAUGUCUAAAAUGUAUGUAUAUUUUAUAAAUAUAUAUUAUAUAUAUUGUAGGAAUAUAUAUAAUAUAUAUAGACUAUAUAUAUAUAUAUAUAAAACCAUAGGUGCAUUUUACUGUUUUGUAUGUUCAUUUUUGGAGGUAGUGUACACAGCAGGUAAUGAUGAGUAUGAUGAGUGUUGUGCUGUUUGCUUUUGCAGUAUAAUAUAUAGUUCUAAAUGUUUAAAUUACUGUAUAUACUAUAUUCAUUAUAGGCUAGCAUGCUUGUUUUAAAGACUGUCAUUCUAGUUUAUUAAAAUCUGAAUGUAAGAAAACCUGGCUAUUCAAAUGUGAAUUGAAAAGUAUUCCAUUCUCAGUACUGAACUAUUUCCAUUGAACAUUCAGGAUUUUUGACGAAACAGAUAUCAUCAAGAAGGCAAUAGCUAGAGAAAGAGAGGUGCCUUUAAAACAAAAAAUACAAGUGCAGCCUUACAGUGAGGAUGAGGAUUGAGUUUCUUUGUGGGGGAAGGGGUGGGAGAGAGGGAGAGAGAGUGUGUGCGUGUGCGUGUGUGUGUGUGAGUGUUUGCCAAUCUGUGAAGGUCCUGAUUUGUGACCAUCAAUGUCUUUUUAAUGUAUCUGUUCAACUUCUAGGACUUCAGGGGACAUUUCAUGCGCUGUCUUCGUGCUCUUCUGAGCACCAUAAGUACUUUCCAAGAAUUUUGAAUGUGAAUUCCUAGAAAUUUCAGUAGAGAAGAAAAUGGCUAUUCUUUCAUUGUGAGUCAAGUUCAGGUAGUAGGAGAAAUUAUUGAUUCACCAAAAUUAUGGGAUCUCUUUAACGUUGGCUAAGUAAAUGUAAUUUUUAAAGGCUCACUUUUUUAGCACUUCAUAUAUUUCCCCUUUACACAAGAGCAUGUCAUGAUUCUUAUGUGAUGAAGAUUCAACUAGUGAAAAUCAUUUUUAAUGAUUUUUAAACACCUGAACUAGUUAAAAUUCCACCUAAGAAUAGUAUUUAAAUGGCAUCUUUCAUAUCUACCUCUUUGUCAUUGCUGCCAUUUUGACUCAAGCAAAUCUUUAUGACAUCUAAAAUAAUGGAUGCAAUUUAAAAAUCUGUGUUGGUGCUUUUCUCAGGCUUUGUCAUUUAAGUUAUAUUGAACAAAGAUGUCACAAAUCAGAUUGAAAGGCUUAGAAUUACUUUUGAUUUUCUUUUGAAAGAACUGCUUAAAAUUUAUCAUCAAUGUUGAUAGUGAGUUGGAGAUAGUCUCUGGUUAGUAUAUGUCUGUGUGAUGCUUUCAGCCAAGAGCCAAACUGUUAUUGAUUUACAUGGGAAAAGAGCUCUUAAGUAUAAUUUUCUUCAGCUUACUUUAUUCUUUGAAAGCUAUUUCAAGGCUAUUAAGUACGUAAUCAUUAAUUUUAUUUACUCAGAAGUUGCCUCUGUUACUGUGUUGUUUAGUUAUUUAUAUAAUUGCAUUAUUUUGUUUAACACUGGGAUUCAGGUUGUACAAAAGUAGUAGCUGACAGAAAUUGUAUGUAUAUUUUUCUGAAACGUAUCAAUUCCUUCAGUUCAUUUUAGAAGAAGGUCCAGAAAACUAACAUAUCUGUGUUUAAAAAACAAAGGACAGGUCAGGUCCUUGGUAGAUGAUUUGAAUCAUUCUACUUUUGCCACUGAAAGUUUUUUAAUUGGUUAUAUAUCCAUCAUCCAACUGGAUCUCAGUGUCAUUGUAAGGGAUGCCGGGUUCACAGAGUAUUAAACAGAUUGCAUCUUUUUUUUUUAAUCCAAAAAAAAAGUGAAUAUAAAGCCAAACAGAGAUCUCUAUAUCCCACUUAUUUAUUCUAGGAGUAUUCCUGAAGUGGUGCUUAAGGGUGCUUAAGAAUUUUCUGGAUCUUUGCUAGUCAAGCUUUAGAUUUGAUUUAACUGGGACCACAUGCCCAUCAUCCCUUGGAUGCAAAUUAGAAACUUCAUUUUAAUUUAGAUUAACUGUAAUGUCUGCCUGGGUUUUUAACAGGCUGUGAACCAGUGAGUGCCUUGUUAACGUAGAAUGAUUUUUCCCUGGUUGUGUGUUAGCUCCUCUCUGAAAAUGUCUUAGAGAAUGGUAUUUUAGUUGACUUGUAGAGAGCUGCUAAAUUUGGUGUUAUCAGCAAUCAGAAAGCCUUCAGUCUACCACAUACCACCCUCCGUACUUUCUUUUCAUUGUUUGGCUGAAGUUUGCCUCUUGUGAGAAACAAAUACAACCCCCUUCUCCACACAGCUUUUUUCCAAUCCGUAUGCCCUAUACCUAUCCCAACUAUAUGAUCUAAUACCUGUUUUUAGGAGGAACCACUUCUGGUUUUGUAAUCCAGAAGGAUUACAAAUCCUGUAAUCUACUGGUUAUUUUAUGUCUUCUCCACUUCAGUUUACUAGAGCUGACCUCAGGGCAUCAUCAGUUCAGAUUCAUCAAUAACUCCUUUUCUCCACACCCCUUCACCCCUCCAACUGGUGAUCCCUGGGCCAGAUUGUUUGAUCUUCAGGUAUUUUAAAAUUUAGGUGUAAUAUCAAUUAAUGUAAAUUAAUCCAAAUGCUAAUUUUUGUGGUGCAAGAAGUUUCUUCUGUAAAUUCAGGGUAUGGAUAAGCUAAUUAAGAUAUCCUUUUUUGGUGGCUCUGAGUGUGUUAUUUGUUUUUAAAUAAAGUACAAAUAUAGAUAAUGUGCUA